Messenger RNA from Carassius carassius (crucian carp), 7867 nucleotides. RefSeq names its product neurogenic locus notch homolog protein 2-like. Lineage: Eukaryota; Metazoa; Chordata; Actinopteri; Cypriniformes; Cyprinidae. Gene Ontology annotation, molecular function: calcium ion binding; signaling receptor activity; protein binding. Bases 293 to 7600 code for a protein of 2435 amino acids. The transcript has 33 exons. Gene Ontology annotation, cellular component: membrane. Gene Ontology annotation, biological process: regulation of developmental process; multicellular organism development; regulation of DNA-templated transcription. The record is from RefSeq and is a predicted model, not a curated record.
AACUUUUUCAAAAGUUCCUGGAGGUGUUUCGAGACACACGGCAGCCAAGUCCGAGCUGUCCCACUGCCAUUAAACCCCAAGGAAGAAGAGAAAGAAGAGUCCGAGCUGCAGAGGAACUACGGCAUUGGACUAUUUCGAAAACGCUCAAUUUCUAUGAAAUUCACUCAAGUUAACUUUAUGACGCUACGUCAUCUUAAUGUGAUUCCUUGGAACUUUAAUCACCGUGUCAUUUUUUAAAGGAUGUAUUAUUGCUAACAUAAAAAAAAAGGAGUAGUAACGCGUUUUCACAGAAAUGGGGAAUUACAGUCUUUGGAUAUUUCUGUCAAUUUUACAUCUUGUGCAAAACAGCGAAGGACUGCGCUGCGUGGAUACACACAGGCCUUGCGAAAAUGGAGGAAUAUGUAUCGAUUCAAAAUGCGUAUGCCGGCCUGGUUAUAUUGGUUUGCUCUGUCAGCAUCUAGACCCCUGUCAUCACUCGCCUUGUCUAAAUGGAGCAGCUUGCAAGACCCAGGUAGCCAACAGAAUCCCACAGUACACCUGUGUGUGCCAGCGGGGGUUUAGAGGUCAGGAUUGUUCCCUGAUUGAUGCAUGUGCCACAAAUCCCUGCGCCAAUGGUGCACGUUGCACCAACUGGAAUAAUCACUACAACUGCUCGUGCCCACCUGGGUAUCAGGGCAAGAACUGUCGCAAUGAUAUUGAUGAAUGCCGCAAACCUGGAAAGUGCCUUAACGGUGGCAUUUGCAUAAACACACAUGGCUCAUUCCGCUGUGAUUGCCAUGCUGGGUACAGCGGGCGCACAUGCGAGAUGCCCACCCAGCCCUGCGCCCCUUCACAAUGUGUCAAUGGGGGCACCUGCCAUCAGACCGGUGAACAAACCUACGAGUGUGCUUGCUUGCCAGGCUUCAAGGGACACAAUUGUGAGGAGAACGUGGAUGACUGCCCUGGAAACAAAUGCAUGAAUGGUGGGAUCUGUGUAGAUGGCGUCAACACGUACAAUUGUCAGUGUCUGCCUGAGUGGACAGGCCAGUAUUGUGCUGAAGAUGUCAACGAGUGUCUCAUGCAGCCCAAUGCUUGUCACAAUGGCGGUACAUGCUUUAACACCAUUGGAGGACACACCUGUGUAUGUGUCAAUGGCUGGACUGGGGACGACUGCAGUGAGAACAUUGACGACUGUGCUACGGCUGUCUGCUUCAAUGGGGCCACAUGUCAUGACCGUGUGGCCUCCUUUUUCUGCGAGUGCCCGGUGGGCAAAACUGGUCUGCUCUGUCAUCUGGAUGAUGCCUGUGUCAGUAACCCCUGUAAUGAGGGGGCAGUGUGUGACACUAACCCUCUGAACGGCCGGGCCAUUUGCACCUGCCCUGCUGGCUUUGUUGGUGGAGCCUGCAACCAAGACAUGGAUGAAUGUUCCAUUGGUGCCAACCCCUGUGAGCAUUUUGGGAAGUGUGUAAACACAGAGGGCUCAUUUCAGUGCCAGUGUGGACGGGGUUAUACUGGCCCUCGCUGUGAGAUUGAUAUCAACGAGUGCCUGUCCAUGCCCUGCCAGAACGACGCCACCUGCCUGGACCGUAUCGGCGAGUUCACAUGCAUCUGUAUGCCUGGCUAUCAGGGGAAGUACUGUGAGGUGGAUGUCGAUGACUGUGAGAGCAACCCCUGUGUAAAUGAUGGCAUCUGCCGAGACAUGGUCAAUGGCUUCACCUGCACCUGUCAGCCAGGGUUUACUGGCACCAUGUGUCAGAUUGACGUAGAUGAGUGCGCCAGCACUCCUUGCCAGAAUGGAGCGAAGUGCAUUGACCGUCCCAAUGGGUAUGAAUGCCGCUGCGCUGAAGGUUAUGAGGGAAGGCUGUGCGAGAGCAACAUCAAUAACUGUAAGCCUGACCCGUGCCACCACGGCACUUGCGUAGAUGGCAUUGCCAGUUACACUUGUAACUGUGAGCCUGGCUACACUGGCUACCGCUGCGAGAACCAGCUCAACGAGUGCCACAGCAACCCCUGCCAGAAUAGUGGCAAAUGUGUGGACCUUGUCAACAAGUAUAUCUGCCAGUGUCAACAUGGCACCUCAGGAACCAACUGUGAAAUCAACUUUGACGACUGUGCUAGCAACCCUUGUGACUAUGGAAUCUGCAAAGAUGGCAUAAACCGCUAUGAAUGUGUCUGCCAACCUGGCUUUACCGGGCCUCAGUGUAAAGAUGAGAUUGACGAGUGCCAGUCUAAUCCCUGUCGCAAUGGAGGAACCUGUGUAGAUGAUGAGAACGGCUUCCACUGCCAGUGCCCUGAAGGCUUUCAUGACCCGUUCUGUUAUUCACAAGUGGACGAGUGUGCCAGCAGCCCAUGUUUGCAUGGGACCUGCAGAGACAAUCCUAAUGGCUAUCGAUGUGACUGUGAGCCUGGAUGGGUGGGUAAGAACUGUGACCUAGACCGAAACAAUUGUUUGCCAAGCCCCUGCCAGAAUGCAGGCACCUGUUUCGACCAACUCAAUGGUUUCACCUGCAAGUGUCGGCAAGGUUUUAGAGGUAACUUAUGUCAGGUGAACAUCAAUGAGUGUGCCUCCAGCCCAUGUCUAAAUCAGGGCACCUGUGUUGAUGGAGUAGCCAGUUUCACUUGUCUCUGUGAGCCACCUUAUAGCGGACCCACCUGUGCAGAACUGCUCACACCUUGUACUCCAAACCCCUGUGCCAACCAUGCUUCCUGUGUGCAUACACCUGACUACCACGGCUAUCAGUGUAACUGCCAACCCGGAUGGCAGGGUCAGUUGUGUAACAUUGACAUAAAUGAAUGCACCUCUAACCCCUGUAAGAGCCGCGGGACCUGUACCAAUACUUCGGGUGGCUAUGUGUGCUCCUGCCGUGCUGGUUACACUGGACCAAACUGUGAAACAGAUAUUAAUGAAUGCUCACCAAACCCCUGUCUGAAUGGAGGAUCCUGUACAGAUGGAAUUAACUCAUUCCGCUGCAGCUGUCUGCCAGGCUUCACAGGGGCGUGCUGUGCUACCGAGGUAAAUGAGUGUCAGAGCGCCCCCUGCAAGAACGGAGGCGCUUGCACCGACUACGUCAACAGCUACACUUGCACUUGCAAACCAGGCUUCACAGGCCUUCUCUGUGAGACCAACAUACCAGACUGCACUGAAAGCUCCUGUUUUAAUGGAGGCACCUGCACUGAUGGGAUCAACGGGUUCAAAUGUACCUGCCGGUCAGGAUUCACUGGAGACUACUGCCAGUACGAGUUGAACGAGUGUGACUCUCAGCCAUGCCUUAACGGAGGAGUUUGUCAAGAUGCCCUCAAGUCAUAUCACUGCUCGUGUCCAAAAGGCUACACUGGCCCUCGUUGCCAGUAUCCAGUUGAUUGGUGCAGGCCUUCUAACCCAUGCAAGAAUGGUGGUCGCUGCAGACAGAAAGAUCCCUCCUUCACAUGUGACUGUUUGGGAGGCUGGUCAGGUCGUUAUUGUGACAUCCCAGGAGUGUCUUGUGAAGUUGCAGCCAGACAGAGAGGACUCCAAACAGAUGAGCUUUGCCACCAUGCUGGACACUGUGUCAAUACUGGCAACACACACUACUGCAAAUGUCACGCAGAUUACACAGGCAGUUACUGUGAGUCCCAAUUUGACCACUGUGAGGACAAACCUUGCCUCAAUGGUGCCACCUGUAGGAGCUACAUGGGAGGAUUCACCUGCGAUUGCAUGCCUGGUUAUGAGGGGAACAACUGCGAGAGAGAGGUCAAUGAGUGUCAGUCUCAUCCGUGUCAGAAUGGAGGAACCUGCAUUGACCUGGUGGGACAUUACAUAUGCUCUUGCCCUCCAGGCACACUAGGGGUCCUCUGUGAGAUAAAUGAGGAUGACUGUGCAACUCCCUCAUGGCCUCGGGGCAUGCCCAAGUGUCAAAACAAUGGCACUUGUGUGGACAGGGUUGGAGGGUACAGGUGUAACUGCCCUCCCGGCUUCACUGGAGAACGCUGUGAGGGAGACAUCAACGAGUGUCUUUCUAACCCCUGCAAAACCUCCAACAGCUUGGAUUGCAUACAGUUGCCAAAUGAUUACCAGUGCAUGUGCAAACCCGGAUUCACAGGACGAGGGUGUCAGAAUAGAUUUAGUGUGUGCGAAUCUCAGCCCUGUAAGAACGAAGGAGUAUGCUCCUUGUCCAGCAGCUCACCACUGGGAUACACUUGCACCUGUCAGCUUGGGUACGCAGGUGCUAACUGUGAGAGGAGCGUGAACUGCAAAGGGCUGCCUUGUUACAAUGGCUGCUCCUCCAAACCUUGCCGCAAUGGAGGCUUGUGUACAGAGGAGACCAGCUUCCCUUUUUUCCACUGCCAGUGCAUCAGUGGCUGGAAGGGCAACCGAUGUGAACAGGAAACAAGGGCUUUGCCCCAUUGCCCUAUUGCUGAAUGUCAUGGCAAGGCCAAUGACGGUGUGUGUGAUAAAGAAUGUAAUUCGUUUGCCUGCCGCUGGGAUGGAGGUGACUGCUCUCUGGCUACAAACCCCUGGGCAUACUGCACAGACCCUCGCUGCUGGCAGCUCUUCAACAACAGUCAGUGUGAUGAGUUCUGCAACAAUGCAGAGUGCCUUUAUGAUAACUUUGACUGUAAGAACAAAGAGAAAGUCUGCAACCCUAUCUAUGAGGCAUACUGUACCAACCAUUACGCAGAUGGGCACUGCGAUCAAGGCUGCAAUAAUGAAGAGUGUGGCUGGGAUGGACUGGAUUGUGCAGAGAAGAUUCCAGAAGACCUUGCAGAAGACGUGCUGGUUAUUGUAGUUCUGCUGCCUCCUGAGGAGCUGCUAAGGACACAAACUGCUUUCCUGCAGAAACUAAGUGCAAUCCUGCACACCUCACUGCGUUUCCGUUUAGAUCAGAAUGGGGAAUACAUGAUCAAACCCUAUACAGGCCGUGAGCCACGCAUUAAACGGGAGCUUCAACCUCAGCAGGAGGUCAUUGGGUCCGUUGUAUACUUGGAAAUAGACAACAGGCUCUGCUCACAGGGUUCAGAUGACUGCUUCCGCAGUGCUAACAGCGCUGCUGAAUACCUGGGUGCUUUGUCUGCUCAGGAGAUGUUAAAUUUCCCAUACCCCCUGAAGGAAGUGCGCAGUGAAAUAAUUGAAGAUCCUGAGAUUCCUGGCUGGGCUAGGCUACUAUUAGUAGGAGUAGCUUCUCUCUUCUUGUUGGUAAUCUUGAUGGUGGGCAUGUUGAUUGCCCGCCGCAAACGUGAACACAGCACACUCUGGUUCCCUGAGGGCUUCUUCCUGAAGAAGGAAACAAGCAGUAACAAGAACCGCAGAGAACCUGUGGGACAAGAUUCCCUGGGCAUGAAACACAUGCCAAAGACAGCGAAAGAGUCUCUACUGGCAGAUCACAGUGACCAGUGGAUAGACACAGACUGCCCAGAGGCAAAACGGCUUAAGGUGGAAGAGCCCAGUAUUCUGUCUGAUGGUGAGGACGCAGUUGACAGCAGACAAUGGACACAGCACCACUUGGCAGCGGCAGAUAUCCGUAUGCCUCCUUCCAUGGCUCUCACUCCUCCACAAGGAGAGUUUGACAGUGAUUGCAUGGAUGUCAAUGUCCGAGGCCCUGAUGGCUUCACACCCCUGAUGCUGGCAUCCUUCUGUGGAGGUGGGCUGGAGCCAGAGGUGACCGAAGAUGAUGAUUCAGAAGAAUCCUCCGCCAACAUCAUAUCUGACCUUAUUUACCAGGGAGCAUCGCUUGCAGCUCAGACCGACCGCACUGGAGAGACCGCUCUGCAUCUGGCAGCACGUUAUGCCCGAGCUGACGCAGCUAAACGGCUCCUGGAUGCUGGGGCUGAUGCAAACGCACAGGAUAACACAGGCCGUACACCUUUGCAUGCAGCUGUAGCAGCUGAUGCCCAGGGGGUAUUCCAGAUUCUGAUCAGGAACCGUGCCACAGACCUGGAUGCACGCAUGUAUGAUGGCUCCACUGCUCUGAUCCUUGCAGCCCGUCUGGCAGUAGAAGGCAUGGUGGAAGAGUUGAUCACCUGUCAUGCUGAUGUCAAUGCUGUUGAUGAAAUCGGAAAGUCAGCUUUGCACUGGGCAGCAGCAGUCAACAAUGUUGAAGCUACAAUUGCCUUGUUGAAGAACGGUGCCAAUAAAGAUAUGCAGGACCUUAAGGAGGAAACUCCACUAUUCUUGGCUGCCAGGGAAGGUAGCUGUGAGGCUGUAAAGGUGUUGUUGGCUCACUUUGCUAACAGGGAGAUAACAGAUCACAUGGACAGGCUUCCUCGAGAUAUCGCCCAGGAGCGCAUGCACCAUGAUAUUGUACAGCUAUUGGAUGAAUAUAACACUGUAAGAAGUCCGCAGGGACAUGUAGGGGCAGGUCACCACCUAUCCGGUAGCCACACCCUCUCACCACUCAUGUGUCCUCCCAGCAACUUCCUCCAAGGGCUGAAAAGCACCCCGCAGUGUAAGAAGAACCGUCGCCCAGGGGCUAAAGGCAUAGGUGGACAACACACUACCAACCUGAAAGAAUCAGCCAAAGCACGUAACAAACGGCUGACGCUAGACAUGCAGAGUGCUUUGUUGGAGAGUUCCGUCACGCUCUCCCCUGUCGACUCGCUGGAUUCGCCACGCGGAGGUGCCAGCAAUGCCGGCUACAUCACCAAUCCAACCUCACCGGCUGCCAUGCCCUCUCCUGGCCUUUUCCACUCCUCCAUGUCUGUCCCUACCACUCCAAUGGUGCACAGCAGUAUUUUGAAUGGCACCAGCCCUUUUGCAGUCUCCCUAGCUCAGCUGAGCGACCUGAGUGAUGGUGGGCUCUCAAUGCACGGUCGUGUGGCCAUGCAAGGGGGCGGCGUCAACCAAGGCCCCCACAACUGCGUGCUGAAUGCCGGCCAGAUGAGCCUCAACAUGGGUAUAGUAAGUCCAGUAAGCGUGCCAUUUGACUGGCACAACCGCAUGCCCCCCUCUUCUCAAUGCAGUCAGACCAUGGUCAACAUUAUGCAUCCAGUAAGUAGCCAAGCUGGCAUGCUCCCUCAGACACCGACCCUGCAGCAAAGCAGCAUGCUCAUGCACCAGCAACAGAUGUUCCGUAAUGCCCAGCAGUCCAUCCUGCAGCCAACACCCGUCUCCAACACACCCUCUAUUAGCCCAGCCAAACUGCCACCCAUUGCAGAGCAGCAGCAGCAGCAAAUUCACACCCACGCCCUCACCAACCCCAGCCUUACCCGCAUGGGCUCCUCCACUCCCCCGACCCCACAACAGACACAGCCUCCUCCAGCUUUCUACCAGCCACAGCAGCCACAGACUCAGCCACCGCAAGCCUCAGCAGCUCCUCAGGCUUCACAAGCACAGGCUAUGCCAUCUCAGGCACACCCGGCACAGGUGAGCGUUAGCACCACAGGGCCGGAGGAUUACCCCACACCGCCCUCCCAGCACAGCUGCAGCUCUGCCAUGGAUGCGACACCCAAGCAUUACCUGCAUGUGCCCAGUGAACAUCCUUACCUGACCCCUUCUCCAGAGUCUCCAGAGCCCUGGUCCAGUCCCUCUCCUCACUGUGUGUCAGAUUGGUCUGACUCCACCCCCAGCCCAGCCGUCACAGUUCCUACCCAGACCCAGAUUUCACAUGUCCAGGAGUCCAAUGGGAAGAUGCAGGUGUUUGCUUGAGCAACUCAAACUACCUAUAAUGUUUGUGACUUUAAGAGAGUAGAGUUGUCAAGCAUCAAACUAGGACUUAUUUUUUUUACUUACCCGUCAGCCCAUUUCCAAGAUUUUAUUUGGAUUAGGAUUGACUGUUUUGCAUCAAAAAGACUGUCUGCUGAUGUUUGCAGAAAGAAAGUUAAAGGGAAAUUUCUGUUGUCUUAAAAAGAAAAGACAAUUUAAUGAAGUAAGACGUUCUGUCACAGAUGGACUUUAAUUAUAAAAAAAAAAGUA